Dictyostelium purpureum is the source of this 1590-nucleotide messenger RNA. RefSeq lists its product as uncharacterized. Lineage: Eukaryota; Evosea; Eumycetozoa; Dictyosteliales; Dictyosteliaceae. The record is from RefSeq and is a predicted model, not a curated record. Bases 1 to 1590 code for a protein of 529 amino acids. The transcript has a single exon.
AUGUUUAACAAUAGUGAUAAUUUUAUUCAAUUUAUAAAUUAUAAUAUUAAUAAUAGUAUUAAUAAUAUAAAUAAUAAAAAUAAUGAUAAUAUAGAAAAUAAUAAUGAUAAUAAAAUAGAAAUUAUUUUUUGGAAAGUUAUAAGAAAUCAAUUUCUUUUUAAAAAAAUUUUAUCAAAUAAUUCAAAAUGGAUGCAAUGGGAUAAACAAAUACCAUGGGACUCAGUUAUAUCAGUAGAGGCAAUGUUACACCAUGGUUUAUUUGGUUUAUUAAAAAGAAAAGUUAGAUUGGGUGAUUAUAUAAUAUUAAAAGAUUGGUCCAUUUUAUUUAAAAAUAUUAAAAACGAUAAAGAGUUUUAUUUAAAUUUAUUUAAUAAUUAUCCACAAUAUUCAAAUCAAUUAUUUCAUCAAAUUAUAAUUAAAAAAUGUAUAAUUGAAAAUUGUGUUUGUGCAUUUCAAAUAAUAAUAGAUAAUAAUAAUAAUAAUAAUAAUAAUAGUUUAAAAUUUAAUUUAAAUAUUGAUUCAUUUUAUUUGGCACUACAAUAUGGUCAAUAUAAAAUUAUUAAAUUAUUCAUAAAUUCAAAAAAUCAAAAUUUAAAUAUUAAUUGGGAAAAGUUUUUUUUAACUUUAAUUUUAGAAAAAUCAAUAAAUUCUUUAAAAAUAUUAAAUUUUUUUAUAAAUAAUAUAAAUAAUAUAAAUAAAAAUAAUAUAGAUAAUAAUAAUUUUACAAUGGUUUUAAAUAAUUUUAAUAAUGAAAUUAAAAACUUAAUAAAUAAUAUAUUAAUAAAUUUAACAAUUAAAAAUUUAAUAUUAAAAGAUUUAAUUAUAAUAUAUAAAUUAUUAAUAUAUUUUAAAAUAAUAAAUCAAAAACAACAACAACAACAACAACAACAACAAAUUUCAAUUAUGGAUAUUGAAAUUCAAUUAUUACAAAAAUUAAAUUUAAAUUCAACUCUUUUAAACCCAAUAAAUUUUAAAAAUCAACAAUCAAAAGAAAUAAUAAUAAAAAUUGUAAAAAUAAUUAGAUCAGUUUGUGAAAAUAUUUUAAAUUUAAAUAAUUUUUUAGGUUAUAAAUUUAAUUUUUCAACAAUAGAUUAUUUUGAAGGUGAUUAUUUCGAACUAUUUUAUAAUAAUAAUAAUAUUGAUAAUAUAGAUAAUAAUAUUGAUAAUAGAUUAGAAAAAAUAUUUAAAAAUAAUUUUCCUUUAUAUGCAUCAUUUAAAUUUUCAAGUUUCAAUUUAUUUUUAAAACAUUUUGAACAACAACAACAACAACAACAAAAAUUAGAAAAAUUAGAAAUUGAAAAUUAUUUAUUUAAUUUAUUCGAAUUUUGUCAAGAUAAAAUAAAACAAAUUAGUUUUUUAAAAUUACUAAUUCAAUUUUUAAAUGAAAAUAAAAUUGCAAGAAAUUAUAUGGAACCACCAACUUUAUUGGUUUUAUUAUUAAGAUAUGAUGAUUUAGAAUUAUUUAAAGAAAUUGGUAAUCAAUUAUAUCACUUAUUAAUAUUAUAUUAUAAAGAAACUUUAGAAUCAAUGGAAAAUUUUAGUAUAGAACAAAAAAAGUUUCAACAAUUUAGUUUUCAUACAUUAAUUUAA